AUGACCAGAAACAAUUUCCGGAAGAAGUUGGACAUCGGCAGAAAGGGCGUAGUCAUCACAGGUUGUGAUACAGGAUUUGGUCACAUUCUUGCCAAGCGACUAUACGACUUGGGGUAUACAGUAUAUGCCGGGGUCCUCAGCAAGGAAAGUCCGGGGGCCAAAGUUUUACAGGCACGUCAGUCGGACCGGCUUCAUGUGAUCAAGCUGGAUGUUACUAAAGAUGACGACGUCCAAAAGGCUCUGGAGUAUGUUAAUGCGACUGGACAAGGAUUGUGGGCUAUUGUCAACAACGCAGGAAUGUAUUUUCCCGGCGACGUCGAGUUAGCGACUGUGGAUCAAUACAAGAAAUGUGCUGAGGUUAAUCUAUACGGCAUGAUCCGAGUCACCAAGGCAUUCCUCCCUCUUAUCAGGAAGUCCAGAGGCCGGAUUGUUAACAUGUCUAGCGUGAGGGGUCGGUUUUCCUGGCCCAGUGGAUCCGUGUACAGUGUUACCAAAUAUGGUAUGGAGACCCUGAGUGACUCCCUCAGACUUGAAAUGAAGAAGUUUGGUGUCAACGUCUCAAUCAUUGAACCUGGACAAUUUAGUGCAGCCACAUCUGUAUGUGGCCCAGAACAGCUGAAACGAUUAAAGAAGGAGAUAGACUACAUGUGGGAACAAGCAUCUGAUGACGUCAGACAGACCUACGGUCGUCCAUACUUUGAUGAUAUCUACCAAAUGACGAAGAAGAAAGAGCCAAGUAUGAUCCAGACCAUGUCAGCAGAUCCGGUUAUUAACGCUAUAGAGGAUUCCCUUAUUAACGUAACACCAAAGGCCCGCUAUAUGAUCGGGGGAUCCUUCUCUGUCGUGGACAAGCUAGCGGUUCUUGCUAAAGUCUAUUACUUUCUUCCUGAAUUUAUUUCGGACUGGAUCGUUGAGAAAAUGACCGGAUGUAGAUCGUUGAGAAGAUGACCGGAUGUGGAGCAUUUAGAAGAUGACCGGAUGUUAAUGGUUGAGAAGAUGACCAUGGACUGUAAUGUAACGAUACAACACUCGGCGGAAACAUGGACUGGAAUGUAAUAAUUGAAGUAUUCUCUCUAAUUU
Messenger RNA from Pecten maximus, 1080 nucleotides. Its product is annotated as D-beta-hydroxybutyrate dehydrogenase, mitochondrial-like. The transcript has 6 exons. NCBI's taxonomy places the organism in Eukaryota, Metazoa, Mollusca, Bivalvia, Pectinida, Pectinidae. The coding region runs from base 1 to 948 and encodes 315 amino acids. The record is from RefSeq and is a predicted model, not a curated record. Gene Ontology annotation, molecular function: oxidoreductase activity.